Molecule: messenger RNA, 2739 nt
Organism: Dothidotthia symphoricarpi CBS 119687
Lineage: Eukaryota; Fungi; Ascomycota; Dothideomycetes; Pleosporales; Dothidotthiaceae
Exons: 6
Coding region: 1-2739 (912 amino acids)
Biological process (GO): DNA-templated transcription; regulation of DNA-templated transcription
Molecular function (GO): DNA-binding transcription factor activity, RNA polymerase II-specific; DNA binding; zinc ion binding
Source: RefSeq, a predicted model, not a curated record
AUGGUCGAUCAGCGACAACACCAGUUCGCCACACAGCAUAUGAAGCGCCCAUCACUCGGCGGUCGGGCAGACACGCCACAAUUUGCAGAGCUGCAGUUUUAUCAAACCCACAAUGUAUUCUCAACUGAAGAAAUCGGAAACCUUGAUCAAUCGACGCACGCCGAUGGGCCAAUAGCGGCAGCUUCACAUAGCGAGCAAGAAGCAAUGCUCCACGAGCGGUCGGGACGCAGCAAUGCAACAUCAGGACCGGUACGACGCAGGAUUAGUCGAGCUUGUGAUCAAUGCAACCAACUACGUACAAAAUGUGACGGACGGAAGCCAUGUACCCAUUGUAUAGAAUUUGGUUUGACGUGCGAAUACAUUCGUGAACGCAAGAAGCGCGGCAAGGCAUCAAGAAAGGACAUUGCUCAACAACAAGCCACCGCGAAAGCGGGAAAUGUCACGCUGUCGUCUAAAGAAUCCUCUCCGCAGUCACAGGAAGAUGCUAUCGAGGCUGGUUAUGCUAGCUUUAAGCUAUCUAAAGGUCGGAGAUCACUUACAAAACCUCCUGUCUCUGACCGAACGGAGGAGAUUGAGCAUACAUCGACAUAUCCAAACCGAAUGAUGACCACAAAUGAUGCAAAUCUAGAAACCACAGUUCCACAACUCCAACUGCAGGUUCAGCCUCGCAUCCAGACGCAAGGACAUCUGAUACACAACUCCAUUCCACAGUACACGGCCAUGGAUGAUUUUUCUCAAAACAUUACGUAUCAGCCUCCACAUUUAAUGCUGCAAACCGGGAUGCAUACUAUCCUUCCAUCUCACAGCCAUGGCAUGGACUACUCUGAUAGCUCUUAUAGUGCGACAAGUCCUCAUAGUGCGCAUGCACAAGUACCACCAAACCCUAUCAGGCUACCUGACGAAUCUGUCAAUAUGGGAUUUGUAACCCACUCUCCAGUUGCUGGGUCUCCGGGCUGGAUCUUUCCAUCACCAUCUACGACCGUGUACUCUGGCGCACCACACUUCACUCAAUACUUGAAGUACCCGGUUCUUCAGCCAUUGAUUCCGCACCUUGCCAAUAUCAUGCCCAUCCCACUGGCUUGCGAUUUACUGGAGCUAUAUUUUCAAAGCUCCUCUUCCGCCUUCAUGCAACCUGUCUCUCCAUAUGUACUGGGCUACGUCUUCCGGAAACGUUCAUUUCUCAGACAGCACAAUCCACGUGUAUGCAGUCCAGCACUAUUAGCUAGCAUGCUAUGGAUUGGUUGUCUGACGAGCGAUUCCCCAUACCUGUCGUCAUCACCUUCGGCGCGGAGCCAAUUGUCAGAAAAGUUGAUCAAUCUCACUAUCAGUCUCCUCAAACCUCUCGUGCAUCAAACUUUGGACGAUUCUGAUACGAAUGGUACGACAUACGAUAACAACAACAUCUAUUGUGGGGUUACAAUGAACGGAUUUGGUAUGCCUACCCAAGUAUCAGAAAUAAGCCUGCCCGGAGCUCCAGCAGCUCUUGACGAUGUAGCAACAUACAUGCAUCUAGCCACUGCAAUUUCAGCCAGCGAGUACAAAGCUGCAUCACUCCGUUGGUGGAACGCUGCAUGGUCGCUAGCUAAAGAGUUGAAACUAAGCAAGGAGUUGCCUGUCACACCUUCACUCGAUUCGACUCACAAAGACGUAUCUGAUGUAUUCAACCUGGAGCACAUGGGCGGAAUGUAUGCGAGCGGCCAAGGCAACACUAUUGAGCUCACCGAAGAGCAACGAGAAGAACGCAGACGUAUCUGGUGGCUUUUGUACACCGUAGAUCGCCAUCUAGCUCUAUGCUACAACCGGCCUCUGUCAUUCUCGGACGCCGAAUGCUCAGGUCUCAUGCAGCCGCUUGACGAUAACGUAUGGCAAGCUGGCGAACUCUUCGAGGACUCCGCUCAUCGAAGUCCAGAUCCCGCAAUGCGCCGAAGAGGUCCCGCUUCUGACUGCACUGGAAACUUUGUCUUCGGAUUCUUCCUUCCUUUGAUGACUAUUCUUGGGGAAAUCGUCGACCUGAACCAUGCAAGAAGUCACCCGAGAUUCGGCAUGAAUAUCGACUGGGAUGGACAUGCGUCCGAGAUCAGUCAAAAGCUCAAGGAUUACGGCCAGUCGUUGCAAAGUCUGCAGCACCGCGCCGCCGCCGAGGUCAACGCCGAGGUGCAAGAUCAGGAUACACUCUCCGCCCGAUCGAUCAAUUCGCCGACGUCAAGAGCACAGGAAUCUUUGAUGCAAGCCAAAAUCGUAGUCGCAUAUGGCACGCACCUCAUGCAUACACUGCAUAUCUUACUUAAUGGAAAAUGGGAUCCUAUCUCCCUGCUGGAUGACAACGACCACUGGAUAGCGACGCAAAGCUUUGUCGACGCCACCGGACACGCGGUCUCCGCAGCCGAUGCGCUGAACGAGAUCCUCGAGCAUGAUCCCGAUCUCAGCUUCAUGCCGUUUCUCUUCGGCAUAUAUCUUUUGCAGGGCAGCUUCCUUCUGCUGCUGAUUGCCGAUAAGAUGCAAACAGACGCCAGCGCAAACAUCGUACGUGCAUGUGAAGUAAUAGUGCGGGCGCAUGAGGCGUGCAUCGUCACUCUCAAUACGGAAUACCAACGAAACUUCCGCAAAGUCAUGCGUUCUGCAUUACAGCAAGUGCGGGGAAGGGACCCGGAUGAACAUGCCGAACUGGCACAACAGCGACGUCGGGAAAUGUUGAGCAUGUACCGGUGGAGUGGCGAUGGAACUGGCCUCGCCCUCUGA